This is a messenger RNA of Polyodon spathula (Mississippi paddlefish), 2597 nucleotides long. RefSeq names its product retinol dehydrogenase 14-like. The record is from RefSeq and is a predicted model, not a curated record. The transcript has 4 exons. NCBI's taxonomy places the organism in Eukaryota, Metazoa, Chordata, Actinopteri, Acipenseriformes, Polyodontidae. The coding region runs from base 173 to 1099 and encodes 308 amino acids.
UAGAUUGAACCGUGCACCGUACAGACUUGUUGGUACUUGUUUCAAUACGUUAUGCAUGGCCGGUGGUGGUAGUUUCAUGAAAAGUGCAAAUCGUACGGCUUGCACAGUAUAGCCGUAGCCCGUAAUAGUCGUUUGAAUUACUGUCGCCUGUGUUUAACAGCAGUAUUGUGAAAUGUAUGUUCUGGGCAUAGUGGUUGCAUGCUUGAUUUGUUUUCUGCUUUUGAAAUGGACGAAGAGGAGACGAUUCUGCCUCGAUACAAAAAGACUACAUGGCAAGACGGUGCUUAUCACAGGGGGACAUUGUGGGAUUGGGAAGGAGACUGCGAUCGCUCUGGCUCAGCGAGGAGCCCGGGUGAUUAUUGCCUGUCGAGACUCUGGGAAAGCCGAAGAGGCAGUGAGGGAGAUUAGGAGAGCGAGCUGCAGCAUGAAUGUGCAGCACAUGAAACUGAACCUGGCGAACCUGCAGUCCAUCCGAGACUUCAGUGAGGCACUGCUGAAGAGAGAGAAGCGGCUGGACGUGUUGAUCAAUAACGCUGGAAUGCCGUGUGUCCUGGACUGGACAGACGAUGGCUUCAGCAUGUGCUUUGGCGUCAAUCACCUGGGUCACUUUCUGCUCACCAAUCUCCUGCUUGGCCGCUUGAAGGAGUCGUCCCCGAGCCGUGUCAUCAGCCUCACCUCCUCUAUGUACAAGUACCAGAAACUGGACUUCCAGGAUCUGAACUACAACAUCGUGCCUUUCUUCACCUACUGCCGGAGCAAGCUGGCCAACAUCUACUUCACUCAGGAACUGGCCAGGAUGAUGGAAGGGAAAGGAGUGACUGCAUAUUCUGUACACCCAGGGUUUGUUCACAGUGACUGGACGUCCCACUUCUCCUCAGUGUUUCGCAUGCUGCUGUGGUUUGUCAUGGUCUUGGUUUCCGUGCCCUGUGAAGUUGCUGCUCAGACCGUCGUUCACUGUGCUGUAGCAGAUGAAGUCCUACAGCACAACGGGAAGGUUUUUUUCGACUGCCAGCCCGCCAAACUCCACCCCUUCGCGGAGGAUGAGGGGGCGGCUAAAAAGCUGUGGGAAGCAAGUGAGAGGAUGGUAAACCUCAUCUGACAGAACCCUGUUCUGAUUUGGUGACUGCGAUGAUUGAUUCCAGAUUGGAGGUCAAACCACUGAAGUCAAUGGGACGGGGUCUUAAAUGAAGAAUAACUAACUGCGUUUCAUUUCCAUCAGUGGUUUACAGUCACACGGGAAACAUUUUUUGGCACAGGUUGGAAUACUUCAUUCUGUUAAAACUGCAGUUUAAAUUUACUUGAAUGUUCCUGUGCUGACGCAGAUCAAAGUGCAAAUGAAAGCACUGGGUUUGCGGUAGAGGAGUACAGGCUCAUAGUCUGCAUUUCUUAUUGAUUCUCAGGCUGGAUGAAUGAGGAGGAGUACAGGCUCGUAGUCUGCAUUUCUUAUUGAUUCUCAGGCUGGAUGAAUGUAGAGGAGUACAGGCUCAUAGUCUGCAUUUCUUAUUGAUUCUCAGCCUGGAUGAAUGAGGAGGAGUACAGGCUCGUAGUCUGCGUUUCUUAUUGAUUCUCAGCCUGGAUGAAUGAGGAGGAGUACAGGCUCAUAGUCUGCAUUUCUUAUUGAUUCUCAACCUGGAUGAAUGAGGAGGAGUACAGGCUCGUAGUCUGCAUUUCUUAUUGAUUCUCAGCCUGGAUGAAUGAGGAGGAGUACAGGCUCAUAGUCUGCGUUUCUUAUUGAUUCUCAGUCUGGAUGAAUGAGGAGGAGUACAGGCUCAUAGUCUGCGUUUCUUAUUGAUUCUCAGCCUGGAUGAAUGAGGAGGAGUACAGGCUCAUAGUCUGCAUUUCUUAUUGAUUCUCAGCCUGGAUGAAUGAGGAGGAGUACAGGCUCAUAGUCUGCAUUUCUUAUUGAUUCUCAGCCUGGAUGAAUGAGGAGGAGUACAGGCUCGUAGUCUGCAUUUCUUAUUGAUUCUCAGCCUGGAUGAAUGUAGAGGAGUACAGGCUCGUAGUCUGCAUUUCUUAUUGAUUCUCAGGCUGUAAAGUUCUUCUUCUUUACACUAAAAUGCAGUGGAACUAUCCCAACCUGUAGCAAUACUGUGUACUGUAUUUAUUGACUGUCAUGCUGUAUAGCAGUAACAGAGUGAGUUUUUGGCGUGAGUACAGUGUGAUACAUUACUGUAGGAGGGGGUCCUGCACCACAAUAAGACAUUAUAAGACUUCUUUCAGGUUAUUUCCAACCCACCAGAAGGUACUGUAAUUUAAUCUGUAUUGCAGUAUGACCUCUCUGCACUUCAUGAUAAUGUCAGUGGCUGUUCUGCUACAGUAUUCCUUGCUUGAACGAUUACGUUAUCUUUACAGUUUUACAGUUAGUGCCGUAUCUGCAAUGCAAAUCCAGUGUCUCAGAUAUAGCACCACUUUGGAUUUUGUUACAGGUAAACUACCGAAAAAGACCCAAAUUGCUAACUACAAUUCGAAUGCAUGUGAAAAUGUUUUAAAAUGCUAGUAUACGAUGUCAGUUAUGCAUCAUUGUCUUUUUAUUUUUGUUAUUUUAUAUAAUUCUAUGUAUAUGUGCACACAAUAUGACUUGUAAGAAAUAAAAAAUA